CAACUGCCAGUUCCAUAUAAUAAAACAACAAACGGUGGUACAACAGCAAUCCCAUUACCAGCAACUGUUCUUGUUACAAGAAGAACACCCGAUAAGCGAUCUUUGCCUGUUCCCAAUGGACAGUCUGGAAUAGCAAAAUAUCCAUCGGGAACGCCAUCAUCUGAAAACAGUCGACCAAAUAGUCCACCAGACUUUAAAAGUGGCAUCAGGUUUCAAGGUAAUUGCAAAAUCCCACCGAGUCCCUACAACGUGCAAGGAAACAAUGGAAAUUUAUCAAGUAAUGAGAUUGUACAAGCUCCACAGCAACAGCAGCCACAACAGCAACCGAAUGGCACUACAAAGCAUUCGAUGUUAGACAAGUUGAAGCUUUUCAACAAAGAUAAAGAUCGCUCAAAGUCUCACACAUCAAAGCGCACGAGUUCAAGCAGCGGCUUCUCAUCAGCACGCAGUGACUCGAGUUUAAGUUUAAACAACGAUUCAAAUUUACCAGCACCGUCUAAAGGUAAAAAGAAUGAGACAACAACAAAUGUUAAAUCAACAUCGAAAGCAUCGAAACUUUUAUCGUCAAAGUCUGGAAAAGAACAAACAAGUUCAGGUCUUCCACCACCAUCGGUCAUUAAAUCGUCAACAUCAAAAGGCGAAAAGAAGGAAAAAGUUAAAUCUGUGGAAAUAAAUGUUGAGAACCCUUCGGGAUCAUUGAAGCUUCAAAAAGGUCCAACAGUAAAGUUCCAGCAGUCACCACAGACCAUGAAUCAACACAUAAAACAACAAAAUCAACAGCAACAAGCUGUACGAAAGGUCGAAAUUAGAACUGAGAUGAAGACCGGCUUGGUUCCUCCACAAGUUCAACCGAAAGCAAUAAUACAACCUGUCACCAGCAUCCCCAAGCCUAUGGCUGCAAUUAAAGGAACAACAAAGCAAGUUGAGUUUAAGAAAGACGAACAUUUUGACGUCAUUAAGACAGAUGGAAAAGUAAAUGGCGAACAAAAGAUGCAAGUUGUCAAUCCACUCAGCAUGAGUCCAUUACAUAAUCAAUUACUUAAUCAACAAAACGGCACGAACACGUCAAUGUCAGACUCGAUACACUCGACUUCAACAAAUAAUCAUUCGCAUUCAAAUUCAAGCGAAUCGAGCGUCAUUUAUCGACCUGACUCGGGUUCAGAAUUUUAUCAUUCGAACGUGCCGAUGCAACAUCGCAAUCCCAUACCAAAUCGGAAAUUGGAUCACUUUAAUGAUCCGUUACUAACAAAUGGACAUAAAUUCAACACGAUCCCAUCGAAAAUGAACGGACACGGUGGUAGUGGAAGUCAAAUGGCAACAACGAUUUUCGAAGAAGACAAGCAGCAUGGUGGUUCGACGGUUCCAUUACGAUCGAUAAUGCGAAACUUCAACAAUCAUGUGACGCUUCCAACUCGUGGUUCAAGAAGUGGACAACAUUUAGUGAAUGGUUAUUACGAAGAGAACGGUCAGGGAUAUUGUAGCGAUGGUGACGCUUUACGGAAAAAUCCGAUUCGUUACACAGAUGUUGAGAAUGGCUACUUGUCCGAAGGUGGAGGGGUCACAAAUCCCCACUUUAUGAGCAUCUUCCGGAAUCGACCACAACUUCCGACAACAAUCGAAGAACGAUGCAGAAGUGGCAAAGAAGGAAAUCUCGAAAGUCCCGAAAUGGAUCAGAAUAAUGGACAAUGUUGGAGUCAUGAAAGUAAUCAACAAAGGAUGGUGUCAUCGACACACUCAAGACGAAAUGGAAUCCCAAAGACUCGAACAAAAGGAGUCCCACAAAAUUUUGGAUACAUUAAGCGAACUAAUGGAAGUUCAACAGCGACAGAAAUGCAAACAAAUGCAAUGAUAUCUGGAGGAAGAACAGCUCAUGUUUCAGCAGUUCCCAGGGGAAAUAAAAUAAAAGUAUCUGGUGGAACUCAGACGACAAAUGGAGAUUUUCAAUCAAAAGCAAAUGUUCAGUACAAAAGUUAUUCAUUGACUGGUCAAGGCGCUGCUCAACUCAGUCAAUCAGUCAAAGAAAGGUUUGGAACGGGAACCAAUAGUUUACCCAAAUCCGGUUUAGAUAUGCAUGUCUUUCAUGCUAGAAUGGCAAAUCGUGGUGCGACUAGAAUUACUGAUGGUAGUCUCUCUGACACUUAUUCCGACAUUAAAGAUUAUAGUUCCUAUUCGAUGUGGUUGAAGCAUAGCAACACAUCAAGUAGAUUGUCAGAUGGCGGUGAAUCAGUCGAUAGUGCUACAAUCAUAGCUAGAAAUCAAAGAUUGAUUCAGCACAGAAAUUCGACUCAAUCACCGGGUCUUAAACUCAAUAGAAGCAACAGUAUCAGAUCAACAAAGUCAGAAAAACUUUACCCAACGAUGUUAAGUCGUGGUCCAGAAAUUGAAACUGAACCGUAUUAUUGCUUGCCAGUGAGUGGAUCAGUGUGGAGUCAACCAACAUCGCCAACUCCACGAAGUCUUGUUGGGCUUCUCUCACCUACACACACCAACCACAGACUAAUCCAUCAAAAGAAAAAUGAUGAAGCUCACAGCAGUCAAAUAUCAUUAAUGUCUGGAGGGUCGUCGAUGUAUGGUUCAACAACUGAAGAACAACGUCAAGUCAAUGAAGUACGUCGUCUCAAACGUGAGUUGACGGACGCACGUGAACAAGUUAUGAGUUUAUCAAGUCAACUGUCAACAAACGUAAGUAGAGAAAUUUCUGUUUACAUUCCAAUUGCUUUCCUGAAUGAAAUUCUCAUUCUGAGUUGUGUUUUUGUCAAGUUUUCAUCAAUAUUAACAAGUUAG
Clunio marinus is the source of this 2784-nucleotide messenger RNA. Lineage: Eukaryota; Metazoa; Arthropoda; Insecta; Diptera; Chironomidae. The record is from the annotation of a GenBank genome assembly.